This is a messenger RNA of Haliaeetus leucocephalus (bald eagle), 672 nucleotides long. It is a transcript of the gene PROCR, whose product is annotated as protein C receptor, endothelial. Gene Ontology annotation, molecular function: signaling receptor activity. Bases 1 to 672 code for a protein of 223 amino acids. Gene Ontology annotation, biological process: negative regulation of coagulation. The transcript has 4 exons. NCBI's taxonomy places the organism in Eukaryota, Metazoa, Chordata, Aves, Accipitriformes, Accipitridae. The record is from RefSeq and is a predicted model, not a curated record.
AUGCUCUGGUUGCUGCUGCUCUGUGGGGCUCUGGGCUGUGGAGCGGACCAGGCAGCCCCGCUCACCUUCACCAUGCUGCAACAGACCCACGUCUCCAAAGGCAGCUCUGUCUUCUGGGGGAAUGCCAGCCUGGAUGGGCGGCUCAGCCAUCUCCUGGAGGGGCUUAAUGUCACCCAGGUGCUGCCGCUGGAGCCCCCGGACAUCUGGGCCAGGCGGCAGCAGGACGUGACCACCUACCUGUCCUACUUUGGCCAGCUGGUGAAGCUCUUCAGCAAGGAGAGGCCCAUAGACUACACCCAGAGCCUGGGCUGCCACCUGGGCUGCCGCCUCUUCCCCAACGGCACGACCCACAGCUUCUACGAGGUGACUCUCAACGGGACGGCUUUCCUCACCUUCCACGUCCCCAAUGCCACCUGGGAGCGGCGCUGGCCCGGCAGUGACCCAGUGGCCACCUUUGCUGAGCGGGAGCUGAUGAAGUACCCCAAGACCACCCAGGACCUCCAGCAUUUCCUCAACACCACCUGCGUCGGCAUCCUGCGGGCUCAGAGCGCCAGGAUGGGAAAACAGAGCAGCCGGUCGCAUGCCCCGCUGGUGCUGGGCCUCAUCCUGGGGACCUUCGCCUUGCUGGGCAUGGCCAUGGGGAUCUUCUUGUGCACGGGAGGGAGCUGCUAG